AUGCAACAAAAUAACCAUUCUUCAAAGGAGAGAAGCACUACCUCGACGACUGUGCCAAACAGAAAAGCAGACUCGGAGGACCCGAUUUAUCUGGCAAAAGAACGAUAUAAAAAUGCACUCAAUUCAUUGAUCAACCUUAUCGCCCAAGGAGACAAUGACAGUAUUAUCAAGCUUUUGGAGUUUCUACGGAAGCAAGAGACCAUCCAUGAGGCGGUGCAGGAGGUGUUGCAGUUGAAUUUUCUUCCUGAGUAG
Messenger RNA from Aspergillus novofumigatus IBT 16806, 252 nucleotides. RefSeq lists its product as uncharacterized. Bases 1 to 252 code for a protein of 83 amino acids. The transcript is spliced from 2 exons. Lineage: Eukaryota; Fungi; Ascomycota; Eurotiomycetes; Eurotiales; Aspergillaceae. The record is from RefSeq and is a predicted model, not a curated record.